Molecule: messenger RNA, 2217 nt
Organism: Pogona vitticeps (central bearded dragon)
Lineage: Eukaryota; Metazoa; Chordata; Lepidosauria; Squamata; Agamidae
Gene: GPATCH2
Product: G-patch domain containing 2
Molecular function (GO): nucleic acid binding
Source: RefSeq, a predicted model, not a curated record
GGUGGGGGAGAAUAUAAUCCGCCGAGGCCUUCGCGGCGUCCCAGCCCCACGAGGAAAGGAGGAAUGGUUGGGCCCGGUUUCCUUCCAGCGCCGCGGCUGCUUCCGGGAUACCGCCAUGGGGGAGGAGUGAGAGAGGCGCUCUUGCUGCUGCUGCUGCUGCCGCCGAAGAGCCCGCAAGUGGCCCGCUAGAGUUUUCAGCCUCCCCGAGUUUCUGCAAAGCGGCACCCGCCUCCCCAGGGAGCGGCCGACGGCGGGCGCCGGGUACAUGUUCCGGGGGGCUGAGCCCAACCCGAGCAGACCUCCGGCCGCCAGGAAGAGCUGGCAUUUCAGUAAGACCAUGGAGGAACUAGUUCAUGAUUUGGUUUCAGCUUUGGAGGAAAGUUCAGAACAGGCACGAGGUGGUUUUGCCGAUACAGGAGAUCAUUCUCGGAGUGUCUCUUGUCUUCUAAAACGCCAAGCCCGAAAGCGAAGGGGAAGGAAACGACGUUCAUUUAAUACCCACCAUCCUUGGGAGACUGGUCAUUGUUUAAGUGAAGGGUCUGAUUCUAGCCUUGAAGAACCAACCAAGGAUUAUAGAGAAAACCAUGUUAAUAAUAAGAAAGACCAUAGUGACUCUGAUGACCAACUGUUGGUUGCAAAACGCAGGCCAACUUCAAAUUUAAAUAACCUGCGAGGCAAAAGGCCUCUUUGGCAUGAAUCUGAUCUUGCAGUUGACAGCUUGGGAAAUAGGACUCUCCGUAGACGACGAAAGGUGAAACGAAUGGCAAUUGAUCUACCUUCUGAAGUAACAAACACAUUGACAUUACCACAACAGUAUGAUAAUAUUAAGGAUCAAGAUAUGGACAAUGACAACAGGUCUUACCAGCAUCAUGAACUAGCAAAGAGCAAAAUUAAAAAAAGGAAACUAGCAGCAAGUAGGCAAGGACCAGACAUUUUGGAUGAAGGAGUGGUCAUAGAGAAUGAUGAAAUCCACCUGGCAAACAAGGAUAAAAUGGAAUAUGAGGAACAAAAGGGCUCCGAUGAAAACAUGAGUGACAGCGAAUCCAGCAGUCUGAGCAGUAGUGAUGCUGGUUUGUUUACCAAUGAUGAGGGAAGACAAGGUGAUGAUGAGCAAAGUGACUGGUUUCAUGAAAGUGAACCUGGAGGUGCCUGUGGAAUCACUGGAAUCAUUCCUUGGUGGGAAAAGGAGGACUCUGCAGAACUGGAGAAAGAGUUACCUGAUCCAGUCUUUGAAAGUAUUCUAACAGGCAGCUUCCCUCUUAUGUCCCAUUCAGGAAAGAGAGACUUCCAGACACGAUUUAGUCACCUUCAUGGAAUGCCAGCAAGGAACAUCAAAAAAGCUGCAGGAAACCCAACCACAAUGAUUACUACUCCAGGCUCAUGCAGCAACAAGAAAACUGUACACUUGUCCCAAGAGUCUCAUCAUCAUGACCAUUGGUUUAGCCCUGGGGCUAGGAAGGAACACAGUCAGCUUCAACUCCUCCGGGACAACCGAUCAGAAAGAGGACACAAGAAAAACAGCUCAGUGAAAACAGCAAGCAGACAGACAAGUGUCCACUUAGGAUCUUUAUGCAUGGGUGAUAUCAAACGAAGGAGAAAAGCUGCACCACUACCAGGACCCACUGGGUUCGUAGGCGAAAACGCUCAACCGAUCUCAGACAGCAAUAUUGGCAAUCGAAUGCUCCAAAGUAUGGGAUGGACACCUGGCACUGGCCUCGGACCAGACGGCAAGGGGAUAGCUGAACCCAUUCGAGCAAUCCAGCGGCCAAAAGGACUCGGGCUUGGAUUCAGUUGACUGAAAGUCACUCCAGCUGCUGUCCAGACAUCAAGACUACCAACCUUAACUUUGAUAUAUCUGAAAACAUUCUAUUCAGCUGUUGUCUGAUUACCCAGUGAUUCUUUCUGUAGCUUUUGAGUACAGAAGUCUCAUUGUUUUCUGUUGAAGCAGCAAGAGGCCAACCAGUUGGGCAGGCCUGAUGUUUUAAUCCCGAAUCUGUAAUGGUGCUAACAUUUUAAAUUGUACUUUUAAAACUAAAUCUGUAGUCUUAACUAAUUCUGUUGUCAAAGAUCCCAAGAAUUGGCUGGACACACUCUUUCUGUCCCCUUCAUGGUGGGCUUUCCAACAUGCAUGUGCACCUGAAUCAAUGGUUCUUAACCUUGGAUUACUCUGGUGUUUUUGAACUGCAACUCCCAGAAACCCCAGCCAGCACAGCUGGU